CUUGCAGUGUUCUCCAAAACCUCAACUCGUCUCAAGAGGAUGGGCUCGAUCCGGAGGCAGGAGUCCUUCGAUGAGGACGACGAUCUGUAUGCCCACCGUGAAGUUGUUCUCGAGGCGCCCACCCUCAGCAGCAAGGAAUUGGCGCGUGCAAGGGAGGAAGCUCUGUACGUGCUGAAAAACAAUUCCCCUGAGGAGGCUUUCAAGAUUUUCACAAAGGGUUUAAAGUACGAAGUUGAACCUCUGAAUAUGGGAGCGGGACAGGAGCAGGCCCAAACCCAGACUCCGAAGCCUCCAACUCCACCGGCAACCGGCAAGGAACAAUUCCAGACCACCGUGCCUCCGCGUAGGAACUGA
Messenger RNA from Lolium perenne, 354 nucleotides. The record is from RefSeq and is a predicted model, not a curated record. NCBI's taxonomy places the organism in Eukaryota, Viridiplantae, Streptophyta, Magnoliopsida, Poales, Poaceae.